AUGAAUGUUGAAAUGCUAACGAAGAUGGCUGGUGAUGUUCGCAUUGGUGGGAGGGGUAGCGUUAGAAGAAAGAAGAAGGUUGCGUAUAAAAUCACCACAAUAGAUGACAAAAGGCUGCAAAACAUUUUGAAAAGAAUUAGAGUAAACAUAAUCCCACAAAUUGAGGAAGUUAACAUUUUUAAGGAUGAUACAGUUAUCCAGUUCUUGAACCCUAAAGUUCAAGCCUCAAUUCGUGCCAACACUUGGGUUGUUAGUGGUUCUUCCAAAACAAAAGGUAGGAAUUUAGCUAAUCCAACUGCUUAUUAUAGUGUGGUACAAUAUGCCUUAAAGUACGAUGCGUACAUGAUGAUAAAAUCGCACGUUAUGUUACAUAAAAAAUGA
Helianthus annuus (common sunflower) is the source of this 381-nucleotide messenger RNA. RefSeq names its product nascent polypeptide-associated complex subunit beta. The transcript is spliced from 3 exons. Gene Ontology annotation, cellular component: nascent polypeptide-associated complex; cytosol. The record is from RefSeq and is a predicted model, not a curated record. The coding region runs from base 1 to 381 and encodes 126 amino acids. Lineage: Eukaryota; Viridiplantae; Streptophyta; Magnoliopsida; Asterales; Asteraceae.